Messenger RNA from Cylas formicarius (sweet potato weevil), 3687 nucleotides. It is a transcript of the gene pyx, whose product is annotated as transient receptor potential channel pyrexia. The transcript has 7 exons. Gene Ontology annotation, cellular component: membrane. Gene Ontology annotation, molecular function: monoatomic ion channel activity; protein binding. NCBI's taxonomy places the organism in Eukaryota, Metazoa, Arthropoda, Insecta, Coleoptera, Brentidae. Bases 153 to 2738 code for a protein of 861 amino acids. Gene Ontology annotation, biological process: monoatomic ion transport; transmembrane transport. The record is from RefSeq and is a predicted model, not a curated record.
AAAAGCUUCACUUGGGAGCUUUACUUACGGUCAAUCGAAUUAAACCGUAUAUGUUCGACCGGUGGCGUAGAUGUUUGUGCCCUUGUUUCAUGAAGCUGUGGUUAAUUGCUAUUUUUUUAGCUUGAGGUGAAACAUAAUACAGAAUCACCACAAUGAGUAAUAAAAAACCAAUGGUGAAGCUUGAGAUAAACGGCAAACCCUGUAUGUACAACAGGGAGGGUGUUUUAAAAUGGGCAGACGUUGAUAUCGACAUAGAAGAAAAUUCCUUUAGUAUUUCUAGCGAAGAGGAUUCUGCCUCCGAUUGCGACAGCGAGCAAAGGUCCAGGCCAAUACCCGUCCAGGAAAUAUGGAAUCCAGAAGACAUAUGGAAUGAAUUAAUGACACUUCCAGACGCUGACGAACUAAGCACUUCUAUUUUGAACGAUGAUGAAAAGGGCAUGGCAGAGAAAAAUAAGACAACUGCGUUACUUCUUUGCUCUUGGUUUGGAAAAGUAAAUUUAAUGAAAAUGCUUCUGCAGGACGGAGUUUCGGCAAAUGUGGUAGAUCGUCAAAAAAGAUCAGCUUUACAUUUCGCAUCUUAUGCCGGUCAUGCCGAAUGCGUAGAACUCCUUAUCCUGUACGGAGCAGACGUGAAUUCGUGGGAACAAAAGAAGGGUGUUACACCACUGCAUUGCGCAGCAAGUAUGGGCCAUUUAAACUGUUUGAGAAUCCUUAUCCAACAUGGGUCCAGAGUAAAUGAAGGACUAGAGAAAAGGAGCCCGUUGCAUUAUGCUGUUCAAAAUUUGGCAUCAGAUUGCAUUAAAGAGUUAUUGGAGAAUGGGGCCAUACCUAACACACCACAGGUAUACAGCGAAACGCCCCUUCACGUCGCUUCGACUUUGGGUAACUCGUCGGCUAUUAAACUACUGCUUCAGUACGGAGCGGCGGUAAACGUGCAAAGUGGCCGCGAAAAGCUGACUCCUCUUCAUUUGGCCUCAGAACAAGGUGACGUCGAAUCUACCCGUUUGCUCAUCGAAGCGGGGGCUGCUUUGAAUUCAAUAAAUGCAAAGCAUCAAACACCAUUGCAUUUGGCGGCAUUGUCGCAAUGUUCGGAAACAUUGAAUUUGUUGCUAACGAAAGGCGCAAAUCCAAAUGCUCCCGAUAUCGAUGGUCGCACACCUUUACACUGUUCUACAGUUAACGUUCAAAGAUCCUGCGAAUGCGUACGCCUUCUCCUAUCUGCUGGAGCAGAUCCCAACCGCUCCGACAUCUUUGGCUACACCCCGAUGCAUUUGGCGGCCCUAAACGAAUUCUCCAACUGUAUUAUUUUAUUUCUGCAAUAUGGCGGGGAUGUCACGGCCAAGACGAAAGGCGGGGUUACUGUACUAAAUUUUAUCAUUAAGAAGACACCGGAAGUGAUCCCGAAGUACAUUGCCAGGUUCGACAAUUCGAUACGGCUCAACGAACACGAUCUGGGUGACGUGGAUUGUCAGUUGAAACUCGACCUGCGAAUUCUGGUACCGAGAAUGGGAAAUCAAGAAACCUCUUUGCUGGUCAACUUCAUCGAAGUGGGACAUAAGGAAAUAUUGCAACACCCGUUGUGCGAAACUUUCCUUCAUCUCAAGUGGCGCCAAAUUCGAAAAUUUUUCACUUUCAGUCUGGUUUACCACGCCCUUUUCGUCGUCCUCUUUUCAGCGUACAUCAUCGGCGUAUAUUUAAAAUUUUGCCCGUCAUUUAGAAAGGCGAACGUGGUAUCCGCUUGCGACGCGGGGGACGAAGUGAUCCUUGUAGGUUACCUUGUACUUUUCCUAAACACCCUCCUACUUUUCAAGGAAUGUUUUCAAAUUUUACACAGCUGGAGAGUUUACGUGAGGGAAUGGGAAAAUUGGCUUCAAUGGGCCAUCAUAGUAAGCGUUUAUUGUUGUGUGCAACCACUUUAUCAGAUGAACAUCAGGGAAUACGUUUACACUUGGCAACAUCAUGUCGCUGCAAUUGGUAUUUUUUUAGCGUGGGUCGAAUUGAUGAUGAACGUGGGCCGAUUCCCGACGUUUGGACUGUACAUACAGAUGUUCACUAGGGUCUCGAUUAAUUUCUCCAAAUUUAUGUUGGCCUAUUUUUGCCUGUUUAUCGCUUUUUCGCUCAGUUUUGGCGUCAUAUUUCCCAAUUACCCCGCAUUCAAGGAUCUAAAGUGGGUGUUGAUUAAGGUCAUCAUCAUGAUGUCCGGCGAGCUGGAAUACGAAGACGUAUUGUUCGGUAAUGUCGAGGUAAAAUAUCCGUAUACCGCUCAUUUGGCAUACCUCAUUUUCGUUUUGCUGGUGACGGUAAUUUUAACAAAUCUGUUAGUCGGUCUGGCAGUUAGUGAUAUUCAGGGUCUUCAGAAAACCGCCGAUCUGGAAAGGUUGGUGCGUCAAGCAACUUUAAUUGCGCAUUUGGAAAGUAUGCUGUUUUCGAAACUGCUAAGAUGGGUGCCGCCGAAAGUUAUGCUCAUUUUACACAAGAACGCUCUCUUAUUAAAAUCUCAACGAGAUUUUACUUUGGACAUCAGACCAAACGAUCCGAGGGAGGACAAACUGCCGAAGCACUUAAUCGAGGGUGCGUACGGGUUGGUUUUGUCGAGAAAGGACAGAUCUAAACGAAAAUCUUUAAAAAAAUAUGUAUACUCUCCCCCGUCUUCGAGAGCCAGCAUUCGAAGGUAUGGUUCGUUGAAGAAGGAGUACAAGUUUCGUGAUGAUCAGGAAUCGGGGUUUGGAAGUAAAUAACACCAUUUUUCCGAUUUAAGUAGGGAGAGAGGGUUGCCGCGAAGUGAUUGUACCCCAAAGCAAUGCAAUAUAUUUUUACGGAAGCAGUGUACGUGAUUUUUGUAUUAUUCGCCAAAAGCGUUUUGGCUAGAAUUUUUUGUAUCCUCGUCGGCAGGUUUUUUUUAAACUUUUCGGAUAUACUAUACUCGCCACACCAUAGGCCAUGUCCCCCGUCAGGGUAGCAGAGAUAUAUAUUUUUUUUAAUCUUAAUAAAUUUGCUGACAUGCUAAAGUAACAAUUCAUGGGAAAUUAGUUCCUUUUCGAAAGUGAUCUGGAUUAUUUCCAUUUGUUAUUUGUGACGGUGUUGUCAUGUUAUGUGUAACUAUUCAGCGGAACCAACUGGUCAAAGACUAAUAAUAAAAUAUUUACUACUAUACUGCAGAAAUUAUUAUUUUUCAACCCAGUUUAUGAUGAUGAAUUUAUACAAGACUUAAUUAAACCAAAUAAAAUCAUCUCUCGAGAGCCAAAAGCAAUAAUGUAACUGGUUUAUAUAUUAGUUGCAAAUUAGUAAAAAUGGGAAAACUGACGAAAACAUACCUUAUAACUCAGGAAAUAAUGAAAACAGAGUACCAAUACGCGUUUCCCUACUGUCUAAACGAUUUUUUAACCCACCAGCAAAAAAUAUUAAUUUUUACGGAGGUGAUUCGAAUCGUAAUAGUAUAUUACGCGGUAAACAGCAUUUGACUCACGAGUUUAUUUGACACGAGCGGAGCGACUUUUUAAUAAACGAGUGAGUUAAAAAGUUUACCGAACGUGUUGCUUACUAUACUUUUUCUACGACCGUUUAGUUUUUGGGUACAUUUUCGCAAAACAACGCAAAUACAUUCACUGACAUGACCGUCAGAAUUGACAAAUGUCAAAAUUCAAAGCGUGGUAAAAUCCCGGAAAUGUCCGAAGUGGCUCGGAUUCG